AAUUGGAAACGCUCAGUUUCUUUACAGUGGUCUAUUUUCUCUUGUUAAUUCAGUUAUAAACAAUGCCCGCGGGAACAAAGUAUAGCGACUGCUGAUAGCAAAUUUAUCGCAAAAUGUGGUCGUUUUCUUUCCGAGGGGAUCUUAAUUCCUUUCGUCGUAUUAUAAACAGCCAUAACGCUGACAUUCACCACAAACACCUCUGGUUGUUAAAAACUAAGAAACUGUUAAACUUAUUUAACGUUACGUUUUUGGUCAUUAUUCUGUUAAAGAACUCCGGCACGAUAGGGAUUUGACUGAACUUUUACAGGGAAUAGAUUGAGAUGACCUUCUAAUCUUUUCGACUCGGUUAGUUUAGUUUUUGAGUCCCGCCUGACAUAUCUGCAAAACAGCAUUGGUCGCUAAUUGUAUCGAUUCUAUUUGUAAUAAUCUGCAAUUUCUUCGUGGACUUGAACGGCCCAACGUUAAUGCUGUGGAACACGGCAAACAAAUUCUCUCAUUGUUUGAGCUAUCGUCGAUCCGAUGAAGAUGAUUUUAUCUCAAAACGCCCAGUUAAUUACCACAAGCUCGCGUUCUGUCCCCGACGUCAGAUACAAAAUGUCAUAGUGACCUGUGAUUUAGGAACAGAUUGAUGACCUGAUCAUAAACAAACAGGUGUCAUGGCCAACCUGUCAACGAUAAACAGCCAUCGGAUUGUACUCAUAAAGAAGAGAAUUCUCACCAACAAUCGCUUUUGCUCCAAAAAAUUUUAACAAAAGGAAAAAUUAUCUCGUUAAAUCACCCGCGAUUUACUAAUUUUCCCCAAAAAAGCAAAGGUGAAAGACGUUUGAGCGCAUGCGUUCUCAACAAGCUUGCAUACCAGGGAGAUGACAUAAUUACGUAAGCUGGAGGAUGACUUUAUGAAAACAGCAUUUGCACGCACCGCCGGCCUGUCAUAAUUUUGAAAAAUUAGAAAAUUCUCUCCGUCCAAGCUGACGGUCAGUUUGUCUGCUCGAUUUGCUGGUCACCCGAGCAGUCUACCUGUGACUUAAUAUUACGAGUUCGUCAACAAAACUGGCAAAAGCCGAGCAGUAAGCAAACGGCAAUUGUGCCGAGGAGCCCUUUCUUCCACAUUUAACAGUCAAAAUAUGACGCUGCAACUGACAGCUUUGACCACGAUAUUAAUUGUCGCUUUCGCCGAGUGUAAGCUUAGCGAUGUCCCCGACAAUGUUCAGCUUCAAAAGGAUUCGGACAUCAAUUUAAUGGAAGUCUUAGAGAGCCUUGCGCCUGUCCCUAGCGAGGAAGUGGUAGCUAUAAGACCCAAGGGAGAGGGAAUAGAGAGAUUCAGACGACGAGUGGAACCUGCUAGUGGAGUGUCAUCUCUUCCAGAUCUUCCAGAUCUCCCAGCACCCCAAGAAAAUAACUCGAUCUUCAGCCAGAGACCGUUUUCUGACAGUGGAGCUGCGCCUCCCUCGGGAGAAGGUGAAUGGGACAGUGGACAUGCUGCGUCGUCAAAAACAAAGAAAAGCGUAAUCACUGGAGAGGAUGCUUCUGGUUCUGGGGAGGGAUCAGGAGUUGUAGAACAGGAGAAAGCCAAACCUGUUGAAGAAGAUAAACCAGUUGUGUUGAAACCCUCCAACUCUGCUACUGAGUCCACCUCAGCUAGCGAAGAGGAAGGUAGUGCUGUGACUACAUCAGCUGUAGCUGCCGAUACGUCGGAAAAUUUUUCUGAACCACAACCGCCACCGGUCGCCAUUUCACAUAACGCCGAAACAAAACAAACCUCCGCUGAUGUUGCUGGCACCGCGUCCUUCAACGCCGCGGAGCCUGAGGAAGCUUAUUCCGCCCAGCAGUUGUCACUGACAAACAAUACCGUAUCGAAUCAAACCAGCAAUGCAAACAAUGAGUCGGCUACUGUACCAGUUACCGAGGAAGAAGGUCAACAAACAAGUGCUAACGGUGAUCACACACCUGAAUCCAGUGGAUUAGCAGAAGGAGCUCAUCCUGUUACAUUUGCCGAUUCUAAUCAGGAACAUGUAGCAUCAGGAUCAGGGGAAACAGAGGAGUCAAGCGGGGGUGGAGUGAAUGCGGAUGAACUUGCCUUCAUUGCUGGUCUUCAAAAGGCAAAGAAGCAACAGGGCACGGUACCGCAAACACCAAAGAGGACAAAACUCCCAGGUAGCAUAGGAAACGACGAAGAUGACAGCGACGAUGAUAGUGAUGAAGUGAGUGGAGAUGUCAGUGGAGAGCAAUCUGAUUCCAGUGCAAGUGGCAGCCAAGAAGAUGAGACCGCCUCCUCUGGCUCAGAUGAUGUUCAGGACGUCAAGGGUCACCAGAGGUCGGAUACGAGACAUGCACUUUGGGAAAAUGAUUCACGAGAAGAGGAUGACGCUUCAGCUUAUUCUUCAGGCUCGGCCUCUGACGAAGAUGAAGAUGAUGACGAUGAUGACGAUGAUGAAGAUGAUUCAGGAGAGUCCAGCGCUGACGAAGUAGAAAGAAGAGACACCAUAGUUGAUGUGGCUAGUGGAUCUGGAGUAAGCUUCCUUUCGGGCGUAGGCCAAUCCGAACAUGAUGAAGGCUCUUCAGAAAGCUCCGGGGAAGAUGAUGAUCCAGGGGAUACCUUGCCAGGCAGCAUUGGCGAAGUAAAUGACAUUGAAAAACUCGAGCAGAAACCUGCAGAACCAGUGAUUGCAACUGGCUUUGCCUUUUCGUCUGGAUCCGGUGAACCUGUGGCAAACAACGUGAAGCAAGCGGAUACGUCAGGUUCUGGUUUACCCGAGGUAGCUAAAGCCCAGGAUUCAAAGAUAAAAUCAGUGCAAGAUAAAAUACCGUCAAAGCCUUCCACUGUAUCAAAAGUGUCAGGGGAAGCCCAACUUCCGGGCAGUUUUGGUGGUAUAACCGACAUUGAGAAACUUGAAUCAGACGACCGUGCUGAUGCAGCUUCUGAUGCGUCUGGUUCAGGAGAGUCUACUCCAAGCCUGGUAAACUCGGGCAGUCAAUUAAGCUCAGAGGAAUCUUUAUUGCAACAGGUUUUGCCAAGUGCUUUGUCGGGAUCUGGGGAGUCGGAAAAGCCAGAAGAAAGUCUCCCAGGAAGUAUAGGGGGACAGAUUAGUAUGGCUGAGGUAGACGAUUCCUCCAACUCGGGGUCUGGAGAUGAAGCUGUGAAGAUAGUCAGUCCUACGUCAGGUACGGGUUCGGGAGAAAGUCCAAAGACCCGUUCUCAUGUUGCUGUUGUAUCCGUCGCGCAACAGUCGCACAGUUCUGGAUCAGGAAGCGACGAACAGCUCAGCGGCUCUGGAAUUGCUGACGACCUUCAGUCUUUAGUGUCUUCAUCAGAGGACGAGACUCUUCCAGGUAGUGUUGGAGCUGUGGGUCCUAACCUCAUGACCAUGGCUUCUCCGGAAAACAAACCAGGCUCUGGCAUGGCAGACCAGUCAGGUUCUGGCUCGGGAGUUGGCUCUGGGCUACAUGAAGAAGACAAUUUGAUGAAGACAUUUCAGUUUGCCGAUAAUUCUGGAUCAGGGUCAGGGCAAGUGGAAAACGAUGAAGCUGCAUCACCAAAUACGAUAGAAACAACAAAGGUCUCCGAACCAGUCACGGCCUUCACAUAUCAAAAUAAUGUCUCUCAGUCAGCCAAUUCGACGAUCAUUUUGCAGACGAAGCCUUCAAGUGAAAAGGCAGAAGGCAGUAGUGGGGAAUUUGGACUUCUCAAAUCCCUUCAGCCUUCCCAAGGAUCUGGUGCUGUCGAGGAGCCGUUACCAGGUGGAUUUGGUAACGGAGAUAGCGCCGACAUCCAAUCUCUGGCUGGAUCUGGAGGGGAGGAUGCUUCUGGCUUCACUUUUCAGUCUGGAUUUGGAUCCUUCCUCGAUGAAGGAAGCUCUGCAUCUGGAUCAGGAAGCCUCGACGUGGCAUCUGGCGUAUCAGGUAGUAGCAGCAGCGGCAGCGGUAAAAUUUCUUAUGACUCAAAUGAACUCGAAAUGUUGGCGAAAAAGGACUAUGCCCCAACAGUUUCAGCAUCAGCAUCAGCAUCAGCAUCAGCAUCAGCAUCAGCAUCAGCAAGCGCGGAACAGGACAGUGGAUCAAGUUCUGGAUCGGGCUCUCAACCAUUACCAGUGGCCAAGCACACUUAUCUGCCAACGCCCAAGAAAGUAGGAAAAGGGAUUUCGUCCACUACGUUGGCUGCAUCUGCAUCUGCAUCAGGAUUUUCUUCUUCUGGUCAGUCAGAUUCUGGCGCAAGUGCACUUCCAGGCAGUGUUGGAAUCGAGGAAUCUUUUUCGUCCUCUGGAUCGGCAAUCUUCGACACUUCUGGGUCAGGAUUUAUCCCCAACAUUGCUGAUUUCCCACAGGAAGAUUUACUGAACACAGAAGAGGCUUCGGGUCCUGAAGAGGUCAACGUAGUUGAGUCCGGGGCCGGGGAGGGGUCUGGUGCGCAAUCUUCCGGUGACCAAGGCGUCGAGGAGACAACCGUUCGUUCUCGCACUGGUAAGGUGAAACCUAUUGGUUUCAACUUAGCCUCAGGACUUCAAGCUGAUAUCGUACCAGCAAACUUGGGAAAGAUACCUCUGAAACUGGGUGUCGGAUCAGGUAGUACUUACGGCUUAGGAUCUGGGGCUGGGAUCGAUUACGGCUCCGCCUCGGACUUCCUGUCUGGCUCGGCUGGCAGCGGUACCCUGGAGCUGACUCCGGCUACUAAUCCUUCUGAAGCUAUUGUGAACCUGUUCGGUAGCGCAUUCAGCCCGGCUGAGAAGGAGGCAGACAGUGGGUCGAGUAGCAUUGUGGAGGACGGAUCAACAGUUAAACAUCAAAAGCAGGGGAAGAACAGGCAUCUGAUACCGAGCAGUGGCAACGAUGAGAUUGCUCCCUAUGAAGACAAGGAACAAGUUGAAUAUGAUCUGCCCAAGCCAGGAGAUACAGUGGAUCAACAGCUGUUGGACCGCUUUAUGAUCAGUCAGAUCCUAGAACAGAAUCUCACGUUAUUCUAUGGUGGACUUGCCGGUCGCCCGGGUAAACAAGGCUCUGUUGGUCCCCCAGGAGCACCCGGCAUGCAGGGUAUGUCGGGCCCCAUGGGUCCCCCUGGUCCACUUGGUGAAGUAGGUGCCCCGGGUGCUGACGGGGAAUCCGGUCCACUUGGUCCCCCUGGCCUUCCCGGCCCGCCUGGUUAUAAAGGGGAGCAGGGACCACCGGGUCUCAUGGGAUUAGCCGGAGAACCAGGGGCUCCCGGAAUUCCGGGGCCUUUGGGAGAUAUGGGACCUACUGGUCCGGAAGCUGUGAUGCCGAAUUGCUCUUACAUCUGCGAAGGAGAGAAGACUUGGCUCCAGUGUAAGCAGUAUGAGACUAUCAAAGUAAACCGCGCUUUUUGGGGACGAGAAGAAAACGCAUUCUGUCCUGAGGCCCCAGUUGGUCUCGAUGCGGACAAAGUUUGCGAGACUGAUCCAGACAACACGUUUAAGAAAGUUGAAAGCCAGUGUAGGCACAACCAAGCUUGCGAAAUCGUGGCUUCAAACACGUUCUUCGACGAUCCAACGUGCAAGAACACGUUCAAGUAUCUAAAGCUCUGCUAUGAAUGUAUUCCGGACGAGGUACAUGCAACUGAUGUUUUACUCGAUAUGGGAAAACGUAGGAAGAGAGGAACUCGUCUCGAAGACAUUCUCAGAAAGCGAAGAGAAAAAUCUAGAGACAAACUGUUGAACGAUCUGUGGAAACAUCCAUACCACGGGAAUGUUGUGUAAAUGGCUGUUUUCAAGAUUAGGACUUUUCUUCUGAGGGAUAGUUGUAUAUAGUUGAUAUCUUGGCUUACUUGGUCUUGUUAUUCAAUAGACGGGUCCAAGUCUAGUCCACACAAAGUAACAUUAUUCUGGGUUGGGGGAAUGGAUCAAGACUGAAGACAUACACUUAGUCACGCAGAAUCAAUGUAAUCUGUGAAACAUUUUCCUAUAGUUUCCUGAUCCAAAAACGCCGUUGAAUUCAUCCACAUAUACACAGCUAUCGCUGUUUUCAAUGAAAUGGCAAGAGUUUGGAUUAUUUUCUUGAUCAUUGUUUCAUAAUUGGUUUAGGAAGCGUAUAUAUCGACGGCUUUUUUAAAUUCGGAAAAGUAGCUGACAUGCAUGGUUACGAUGUAAACAGGUGCAUCACAACUUUUCCCCCGAAAUGACGACGUUUUCGUAGAAGAAAAGAAAGAGGAUUAAAUUUUCUGCCUUUACACUCAAGGCGUUUCAGGUCGAACAGAGCCGUUAUUAACAUAUAGCGGUGUUAAAAGAGUUGGCUCUUUCAUAUCUUUCAUUUUAUUCGGCCUUUAGAGGACAAGACUCGUUGAGACAAGUUGAAGAAAAUUUCUUCAUUGAAUCUCUCGGAAAUAGAGAAGUAUGAUCACAACUUCAAAACCUCUCGCAGAGAAGCUUAAGCAAUGAGAGAUUUUAUUCGUAGGUAAUAUAUAAUUGCACGUUAAAAAGUUCAAAUCCUUGAAAUGUGAGCAAAUUCCUACCCAGCUCGAGUAUGUUCACCGUUUUCCUUUCUGGGAAAAUACACAAAAUGAAUUCUUUCUGUAUAAUAAUGUGAUUAUUUUAUAUUAAAGACCUAGCUAUUAAGCUAAAUCAUUAGUAUUGUAAAUAAUAGAGACGUGUCGCCCUUGCGGUAAUUUGGAAAAACAGUUUCUGUCCUAGAAAUAUGUGGAUUGUCCAUAGUGUCACACUCAAACGUGUCGUGUACUUAACCUUGUAGUUCGUUGUUACAGAGGGGCAUGUAUGCGUCUAGGGUGUUUUUAAGAGCAUUUCCUAGAAUAAAAGGUUUCCAAGAAAAGUGA
Molecule: messenger RNA, 6775 nt
Organism: Orbicella faveolata
Lineage: Eukaryota; Metazoa; Cnidaria; Anthozoa; Scleractinia; Merulinidae
Molecular function (GO): carbohydrate binding
Source: RefSeq, a predicted model, not a curated record